AUGGCCACCUGCGUCGUGAGGAUUCGGAGUAACUUCUUCGUCAGCAACCAGCCUGCCCCUGUAUUUCCCGAACCCGAUGACUAUACCUGUUCAUGCGAUAACCGGAUGUGCUUCGACGAAUUCGGUUCCUCAUGCGGCAAUUUUCUCUCUAAGAUCAUGUGCAAUGAAGAGAACUGCGAAAACGGUCUCGGUUGUGGCAAUAGAUUCAUUUGCACACACACCUUCCUAAUUAUACCAACAAUUACGGGUCUUGGUCUGGCUGCAACCUCCCCGUUGGUAAAAGGCACGUUCGUCCUGGAAUACGUCGGUGAACGCAUCUUCGAAGAAAAAAAUGCAAACGAAAGUGUGGAUGCAUCAUCACCCUGA
Phytophthora nicotianae INRA-310 is the source of this 366-nucleotide messenger RNA. RefSeq lists its product as hypothetical. NCBI's taxonomy places the organism in Eukaryota, Oomycota, Peronosporomycetes, Peronosporales, Peronosporaceae. Bases 1 to 366 code for a protein of 121 amino acids. The record is from RefSeq and is a predicted model, not a curated record. The transcript has a single exon.